Messenger RNA from Stylophora pistillata, 2356 nucleotides. Its product is annotated as E3 ubiquitin-protein ligase rnf213-alpha. The record is from RefSeq and is a predicted model, not a curated record. Lineage: Eukaryota; Metazoa; Cnidaria; Anthozoa; Scleractinia; Pocilloporidae. Gene Ontology annotation, molecular function: ubiquitin-protein transferase activity; ATP hydrolysis activity.
CUACAGCGACAAGUGAAAUCGACUUCCGCAACCAGAGGGAUUUCUGGGAAUUAUUAAAUUCCCCGAGGCCUACGAAGCUAUAUAGUUGCAUUUCGCGGAAGCGAUUCAACAUUUAGUGGAAAACAUUGCAGUUGAUCACACAACGAUUCCACUCCAGAUCGACAUCGCAAGAAGAACUUUUUUGCGUAACACUGAAUUUAGCAGAAGAACAUUUCAUCAAAGCGAGACAUGUAGUUUCAGAAGCAUUUCGUGUCACGAUGAAGUGCCCAUCUUGUGGGAACCCCGAACUGCAAGAACAUCAUCACUUCUGCUACAAUUGCGGCUUCAAACUUGCUGUUGUAAGAUCAUCAGGAACUUCAACAGUGUCGAAUACCAGCCCUGAGCAGUUUACAGCUACUUCAGAUCACCAUGGCUCACCAGAGGUGUCUCAAAGUAGACCUGAUUCUUCCCCUGAUCAGUGCUCUGAUGACUCUAGCCAAGCACCUGUUGUCACGGAAUCAGUCACUGAAGCCGUCAAAAGCAGCAAAGGUGAAUUUACAAGAGACGGUUUGUCAGGCCAGAACAGUGUCAACAGUCCGUCCAAUCUGAAUGAGAUCCAACCCCCUCAACAACAAGGAGCUGCUCCUGUUGACUUUCCAGUUAAACCAGGAAAAUUCUCGGUAUCUACAGACAUUCAGACUAAAAAUCAAGAUGAAUCUACUGAACAAGGUUUGACUGAACAAAUCGUUGAUAGAGAGGUGCCCCCUGGCCGGCCUCCUGGCCAGCUUAAAGAUACUAGUCCACCCUUGGACAUCCAGGAACAUGAUGCACCAGGAGACAGAAGUAAAGGGAUACCACCGGUUCAAACACAAACACAGUCUCACUCUGGUGAGAACGGUGCAGCAAGUCAUGGCAGUGUCCCUAACAAUGGUACACAACAGAAUGGUUACAAUUCAGAUAAAGAAUUUGUAACCGUCAUUUUCCAUGCGUUGUUAACCCCAACGUUUCAGUACAACCAUGAAGAAGGCGAUAGGAUUUUCAUUCGUGGAAACUAUCCGUUUUCAUGGGACGAGCAGCAUCAAGUCGCUGUCCGCACUGUCAGAGAAGUAUUCGAUGGCCACUUUGAAUUGGAGGGGACGACAAGAAUGACUCUGCCACAGGCUUUUCUCAGGAUUUCCUAUAAAUACGUUGUAUCUCGAACUAAAGGGAGAAAUACUCCGCCAAAGAAUAUGUGGGAAUGCCUCCUUGGUUGCAGACCUGUCUCCAAUUAUCAUGUGAACCGCUCAUUAUUCAUUCCUAGGGACUCUAUAAACAAUAACGCAAUCUGGCACCAAUAUGAUGACGCUGUCUUCAAUGAACCUGGAUUGUGGGACUCCAUUUGUAAUCGUAUACCUUUGUUGAAAAAGGUUGUUUUAGAUCCCGCAGAAGGUCGAAGGAUGGCGAUGCUGGCCAUGUUACCCGAUUGGGACAGUAUCUCAUCUUGUGAAGGAGGGUUUACUGCGUCAACUGCUAUGACUCGAAUAAACGAUGUGGUCUACUGCAUGGGGAAUCAAGAGGUGGAGAAUGGCGUGUACUUUUACCAUCGUACCUUUGUCACUUUUGAUGUCAUGAAGGUGUUAUUCGAAUACCUGUCUCCACGGCUGAAUGUUAACACUCAAGUGCAAAAAACCCAAACCAAAGACGAGCAGGCUCAAGUCAAACGACUAGUUACAUCUGUCAUGAUCGCGUCCCUGUGUGUUCGUCAUCGCAUGACUUUUAUAGGAGAUCCCUUGCUAAAGAACAUGCUGGAAAAUCUCGUAAUGCAUGGAAAUGUAAUGCAGAAGAAGUGCAUGGAGUUAGAAGGGCUUCUGCAACAAUUUCCGGAAGGACAGAGGACAAUGGCAGACGACUUGAAAAGAAUGUGCAGAUACGUAAUUGAGGAAAAGGACGGCAUAUUUUAUUGGUUGUUUGCUGUUCCCCUACUUCAUUUCCUAUCGAAGUCAGCGGAACCAUUCUUAGGGGGACAGCUUCCAGCAGCCCCGAGCUCACUUGAUGACAACUCGUGGUGGGGAACAGAAGACCUGCCAGACUUUCAACGAGUUCGACAACAAGUUUCCAAUACAAGUGAAAAAGCUAAUACGCCAGCACUUCUCCAAAAUCAACUUUCAUCCAUGUUUGAGCUCGACCCACUGUUCAAAAGGACAUUUUUGUUGGCGCUUCCCAUCUCUGACAUGAGCAAGGUGUUACAGAAAGGAAAUUUCUCUUUGCAUGAAGUUUGUUGGACGCUUCUUCGGACUCUGAAAGAGAGAUCGAGGCCUUUAUGUCUAAUUGAGGAAGAGUGGAAUUCUGUUGAAGAUUGCAUCAAAGAGAUGAACUCAGGUGCUGCGAACUACUAUAG